AUGCCCAUGCCAUCCCUCAUACAAAAGCCCUCAAAUCUCAAGGUGAACUACCCAUCCUUGAAUGAUUACGAGCUUAUGCCACCGCUUUUUCAAUAUGACAGUUUAACCGAGUGUUUCGCGCAAUAUCCUUCAAGCGUUUACUGUGUUGUGAAAACGGUUCUGAAACCGAAGGAAGACUCCAAAAUAUGGCACGCUAUAGAGAAAUAUUCCAAACACGCUUCCUACCACGACCACUCGCUCCUAGAUCGAGGAAUGUGCGUCGAAGCGUGCGUAAAGCUAGUGAACAGUUUAAAUUCUUCGCUCAAAGCCACACUCGAUACGGAACCCAUUACGGUGAAACCCUACCAUCUUCUUUCAAUACCAUCCGAACGAGAGCUUCCUCAACAUGUGGCCCGGUACGGUAGGAUCCUCAACAUCUGUGUAAACGAUCACCUUCGCCAGCGCUACAAUCUGACCGGCUACUCCGAGCUAGAACGAUGUAUCACGGCCGAUUCUCAUCGUCCAGCACUUGAUGUGUACCACGUGUUGUUCGGAUUGAUUGUUGUACUGCUAUUUGGCGCAGUUGGAUAUGCGAGCUACACCGAUUGGCGUUACACCAAGAUUGCUUCAAAUAAUAACAACAAAACUGACCACCAAACAACGCGAAUACGCGACGCUCUCUGGAUGGAGUUUUCGCUUCGAAGAACCUGGUCUCAGCUGAUUGCCACACCAAAGUCCACCCUUCAGCGGGAUUUCGCUUUCGUUGAAAUCUUUCGGAUGCUGUCGGUGUUGAUCAUACUCGCCAUUCACGUUUCCCUGUGCUUUGUGGCGGCACCAACAGCAAACAUGCGCAUGUUGGAAGAAUUUUUCGACCUAAGGCUGUCGUUGAUCGCUGUUAGCGUGUUCCCAUUUCAGGUGCAUACAUUCUUCACGAUCAGCGGUGUUAUGUUGGCCGUACAUUUUCUCGAAUGUGCCGCAUCGAAGACGAACCGCAUUGGGUGGUCUUUCUUGUGGAAGGGUGUUGUGAUGCGUUAUGUACGCAUUUUCCCCGUCUUGUUUGUAGUAUGGCUGUAUCAGGUGUCCUGGCUUGAUUGGUUUGCCCGAGGUCCAGGUGAUUAUAGGUUUUUUGGUCUGGAAAAGGAUAACUGCCGGACGAAUGGAUGGUUGAACUUUUUGUUCCUCAACAAUUACUUCAAAUACAGCAAUAUGUGUAUGCAACAAACAUGGCACCUGGCAGCUGAUUUUCAAUUCUUCCUCGUUGGACUUCCCUUCCUACUGCUGGCCAAUCGUCAUCCGCGACUGCUGAAACCGCUUGUAACUAUCACAACAAUUUUCUCGAUCGGUGCUCCUAUCGUGAACCUUUACCGCCAUAAACUGCCCGGAGUUAUUCUUGCUAACUCCAAGCAACUUCGGUUCGUGUUCUACGCUCAUCCAGCCCUGGAGAAUGAUUAUAUGCUAUCACAUCCACAUAGCUGCAGCUACUUCAGUGGUAUGUUCGCUGGUAUCGCCUACCAUCACUAUCGAAAAGCUUCCGUCCCCGUUCUUUCCGAUGGAACAUUUGCAUCGCUACUGAAAUGGGUACCACCGACGAUGGUUCUACUGCAGGCCAUUGUUUCUCCCCUGUUCUACGAUCUGGACUACAGCGAACCGAUGCUUUGGAAUGCAAUCUACGGUGCGGUUCAUCGAUGUUGUUGGGGUGCCAUGUGUGCGACGGGCAUUCUGUACGGUGCAACCGUAUGGCAGGGACGUCACUCGUGGAUUCAUUUCCAUCCCGUACUCCAAAUGCUCAGCAGACUCUCCUUCGGUGUGUUUAUGGUGCAGUUUAGCGUGUUAAAGAGCUUAACACAAAAUGCUACCGGAGAGGGAAUUGACUUCAGUUGGAAGAUUUUUGUAAGGAUGGCUUUGAGUGAAACAAAGAGAAAAGGUUUAUCGAAGAUUUCACGAAUUAUUUCACAAUUUUAUGUCUUUUAG
This is a messenger RNA of Anopheles maculipalpis, 1950 nucleotides long. RefSeq lists its product as uncharacterized. Gene Ontology annotation, molecular function: acyltransferase activity, transferring groups other than amino-acyl groups. The transcript is spliced from 6 exons. Lineage: Eukaryota; Metazoa; Arthropoda; Insecta; Diptera; Culicidae. The record is from RefSeq and is a predicted model, not a curated record. Bases 1 to 1950 code for a protein of 649 amino acids.